Kwoniella botswanensis is the source of this 942-nucleotide messenger RNA. RefSeq lists its product as uncharacterized. The record is from RefSeq and is a predicted model, not a curated record. NCBI's taxonomy places the organism in Eukaryota, Fungi, Basidiomycota, Tremellomycetes, Tremellales, Cryptococcaceae. The coding region runs from base 1 to 942 and encodes 313 amino acids. The transcript has a single exon.
AUGUCUGAGCCUAGCAGUGUCAUCAUCGGCCAAGAGGCUGAUUGGGCUGAAGGGGAAAUUCCAACACAUAUGGCGAUGAAUCCGCAUGGGUCCACAGAUGAUUUUGAGCUGCCUGAUCGCUUUUUCUGGGUUGACAGCGUCAAGUUCUACGUGGAGGUGACGAAGCGCAAGCCUCGUCAAAGAUAUCAGGCAACCAUUCGAGGGAUCAGCACAAAAUUUGCCCAAGGCUCAGUUCGCGAUUCAGGAUGUACAGCAAUGAUACUGCCAAGAAUAGCAUUGAUUGAGCCCGAUGGUACGCAUGAGUUCUCUCAGGAAUUCCUUCGGUUUCCGGGAAAUGAAUACAGCACUGGAUGGUUCAAAAAGGCACAAACGAACGAUGAGAACUACAUAAGAAGCAAGUUGAUAGAGCUUACCAAAGCUUCCCUACAGACCCUUCAUCUCCCUUCUUCCAUCAACGGUUGCUAUGUUACAAGUGAUCAGCAUAAACCAGCUCUAAUCAGCUUCGAGCCAGCCAGGCGAUAUAACGAUCUGACCGAGCGAUUGAGAACCGACUGGACAGUUACCGAAAAAUGGAAGAAAGCCCAGGAUCAAAUCAUUUGGUCAACUCAUAUCCCCCUAAGCUCACGAGCCAUAGAAUGGGAAACUGAAGAUGUUGAAACAUGGCCUCAAGGCCCAGAGAAGAUUACUUGGGGAGCUAAUCGUUUAAGCUAUAUCAUUACGGCUAAAUGGAAGGAUGUCACCGAACGAGAUUGGGAGAGACAUAUGGAAGCUAUACGAGAUGGUUCUGCUGCUACGGAUACUCCCUCGAGCAUCCUUCGCGCUGCCACUUCAAUACCUGGAUUAACUCCUGAUACCCAUUCUUCACCUUCAGAAGCAGGUUUUGCACCUCUUACGCCCGAGGCGGUGGGGAAUUUGGGAUAUCGUCCAAUCGUCGUAGAGUAG